AGUUUUGUGAAAUAAUUACCAUAAAAAAAAAAUUAUAAGAUGGAAGCUGGUUUGGAUAUGGGUUGGAUCAAAAUCUGGUCAUUACUGUUACAUCACCUUCCUUAAACAUUUUUUUUUUGUCUCUCUGUAUUUUUUUUUUCUUUUUUCUUUUCAUCUCUUCUAAAACCAGAAAUGGCUGAAUCAGACAAAGGAAAAAGAGUAGAGAGCAGCAGAGAAAUGGCGUCGACCAACACCUCUUUCUUCCCCAGAGAUCUUCUUCAGAGUUUCAUCCCUGCUUCCUCUGAACCCGAUGAUGAUGAUGAAGAUGACGACGAAGAUGACGAAGACAAGAUCGAACUCAAUCUGGGUUUGUCUCUCGGCGGCAGAUUCGGGAUCGACAAGACCGGUACUGGUCUGAACAAGCUAACGAGAUCGUCCUCGGUCGUGGGAACGAUGCCAAUUUGCCGGGAGGAGAAGCCGACGGCAGCGACGGCGGGGAAUACGGAGAAGGAGGCAGUGACGACGGAGGGUUGUCCCUCGUCGGCGGCGCGAAGCACAGGUUUGACGAGGACGACAUCGUUGCCGGUGGAGACGGAGGAGGAGUGGAGGAAGAGGAAGGAGAUGCAGACGUUAAGGAGAAUGGCGGCGAAGAGAAGAAGGAACGAGAAGCUUCGAAGCAGCAAGAACCAGGAGGAUUCUGGUUCGGGUCGGGGCCGAGCGACGGCGGCGGCUUCGUCUUUGUUUCUCGUGACCCAUCGGAAAUAA
This is a messenger RNA of Tarenaya hassleriana, 744 nucleotides long. RefSeq names its product ninja-family protein AFP1-like. NCBI's taxonomy places the organism in Eukaryota, Viridiplantae, Streptophyta, Magnoliopsida, Brassicales, Cleomaceae. The transcript has a single exon. The coding region runs from base 172 to 744 and encodes 190 amino acids. The record is from RefSeq and is a predicted model, not a curated record. Gene Ontology annotation, cellular component: nucleus. Gene Ontology annotation, biological process: negative regulation of DNA-templated transcription; response to abscisic acid; signal transduction.